AUGAUUUUACGUUGGAUUCCAUUCUUCGCCUGUUUAAGUCUAAGUGUCUUAACAGAAGCUUUAAAGCUCCAGAAAUAUUUAGAAUGGAAUAUUCUGGACUUUCAGUUUCCAACCGAUAACGACAGAGUUAAAAAUAUAGUCACUGGAAGAUAUAGGCCGGAAAACGCCUUGCCUGUUGGGAUAGAGAUUUGGAACGAUAAACUGUUCGUCACUGUACCUAGAUGGAAAGCAGGUAUCCCGUCAACAUUGAAUUUUGUACCAUUAUUUUCCACAAUAAAAAAUCCACCUUUGAUUCCGUACCCCAAUUUGGAGGCCAAUGAAUUGGGUAAUUGUGAAAAUGGGUUAAGCACAGUGUACCGAAUUCAUGUUGAUGACUGCGACCGAUUAUGGGUGUUGGAUACCGGCACAUUUGGAAUCGGAAAUACCACACAAAAUCCCUGUCCAUACGCUCUGAACAUUUUUGAUUUGCAAACCAACACUAGAAUUCACAGGUAUCAAUUUCGAACAGAAGACACCAAUAGCAGGACAUUUAUUGCAAAUAUUGCUGUCGAAGUGGGACCAACGUGCGAUGAUGCGUUUGCCUACUUCAGCGAUGAAUUGGGAUAUGGUCUGAUCGCCUACUCUUUGAAAGAAGACACAAGUUGGCGAUUUGAGCACAGUUUCUUCUUUCCAGAUCCACUCAAAGGAGACUUUAACAUAGAUAACCUGAACUUUCAAUGGUACGAUGAAGGAAUAUUUGGAAUGAGUCUAACUCCCGUUUUGGAAAACGGAUUUAGAGUGCUUCAUUUCAGCCCUUUGGCCAGUAACAGGGAGUUCUCUGUAUCCACAGAAAUUCUGCGAAAUUCUUCCAAAACCGAAGACAGUUAUCAUGAUUUUUAUUACUCAGAGGAAAGAGGCCCUGACACUCACACUACCUCGAGACUAAUGACUCGUGAAGGUGUCCAAUUUUUCAACUUAAUCGACCAAAACGCUAUUGGUUGUUGGAAUUACAGAAAACCAUACAAUACCAACAAUAUCGCUAUUGUAGAUCGAAAUGACCAAGAAUUAAUUUUCCCAGCGGAUGUCAAGGUAGAUCGCAACAACUACUUAUGGGUGAUGUCCGAUCGAAUGCCAAAAUUCCUGCUAUCAACCCUCGACUAUACAGAGUCGAACUUUAGAGUCUUUUUUGCGCCAGUUGAGACACUGAUCAAGGGCAGUGUAUGUGAGAUCCAAAGACCGAUAGAAAACAAUCAACAGGCCAUUGGAUUAAAUAAUAUACCAGUACCGAAUUGUAAAUUCAAUCGAUUGUUUUGCAAUAGACAGUCCGAGUAUUUGUCGCUCUUUAAUGAAGAAGUCUUUUCAGCAGGAUAAUGAAAACCUUUUCUCCGCAGUGUUUUUGCAGUUUUUAUAGAAAAGUUAUAAAAUUGCUUCUAAAAUACCUCAAAGUAUAUCCAUGUUAGUAACAAAACAGAUACCUCUUAGUCACCUUGCCGUAAAAAUUAUAUCUACAUAUUAAAGUUUUUAACAUUCACUAUUAAAAUCAACUUUUUUCGUUCCAUAUCUCAUAAUUAGUCAAUUUUCUAUGUACCUAUUUGAUGUCGAAUAAACAGGGUGUUUGGUAAA
Molecule: messenger RNA, 1602 nt
Organism: Dendroctonus ponderosae (mountain pine beetle)
Lineage: Eukaryota; Metazoa; Arthropoda; Insecta; Coleoptera; Curculionidae
Gene: y
Product: protein yellow
Exons: 7
Coding region: 1-1350 (449 amino acids)
Cellular component (GO): extracellular region
Source: RefSeq, a predicted model, not a curated record